CGUCGCUGGUCGCGGGGGUGAAGUACUCCGAGUUAUCAGGUUCCUGCAAACUGCAGCUUUCUGAAAGUGACAGUUAUGCCGGUCGCGUCCUUCAACCAGUCGUUCUCAGCUAGCGCUCGUUGCGCGUCAACCUCCCCUGUGAUCUGCGGAAAAUCUUCCCUCUCCCAGUCACGAACGGUUCCGCGGGCACGACACUAACUCGAUUGUCGCAGUCACGUCGAUUGUGGCGACUGUCGGUUUUCAGCGCAGCAGGCGACUUGAUGCUCUCUUCCCAGCAAUUUUUUUCGAGACGGUCUGGCGGGAGGGUUUCUUCGUUGGGUGCAGAUCCUCGGAGCAUGGCUUGGUCAUGGACCACGACAUAAGCGAAUGGCGUUCAUAGACUCACAGCUGGAUUGGAGUGGUAUUGCCGUGGCGUCGAGACCUAUGAACUCAGUCACCUUCACUGCUCUACAGAACUCGGCAACCUUCAGCCCAGCAGCAGUGCUCUCCGAAGAUGACGCAAUCCAGCUGUGCUUAUCGUCCACGGGGUGUUACAACUGGGACGCUCCAACGAUCCUGUCUAUCUGGGAAGCGUCAACUCUCGCAUGGCUCUCGAUCGCUCGACUCCGGUAUCAGAACUUCGGAGGGAGAGCGACUGGGCGACGAAUGAGAAUGGUAGUCCCGGGCCCCGCGGUAUUGAAACAGGUCGACUAUCUCGAGGCAUUCGGCGUGGGAGACGCAUGCAGCCUUUGGCCGUCUGAGGGCCGCGUCCAUCACUCUCUCGUAUAAAUGGCGAGCCCUCCGAGCAUGCUCUCUCUGAACCCCUCCUUCACGAUGUCGAUGUGCGCUCAGUCAUCUGCGACUCCAUUGCCCGUGCACCCUUUGCGGCAUUCCCGGCCGUUGUAUGACUGCCAUCCUCUUCCGCCAACGAGCCCCCCUCCCCACUCCCCUGAACCAGAAUUGGUCGACUCUGAUUUGGACCCGGCGACGGAUCCGCCAACUGCCUGCCUCGUUCUGGCCUCGCCGCUUUUCCCUUGGAAACUCGAGAUCCGGCCUCACGCUGCCGAUAAAUGCGUCUCCCUGGCCGCGGUCCGCGAAGCGGUCAAUAACUUUCUCCUCCAGCCAGUCUCGGAAAUCGAACUGGAGAGAUACUCCGCGCAGGAUGAAUCUCAACCAAGCACGAACUCGUGCUGCUCUAUGCGCGAGCGUAUCACCUCUGCAUUCGAGAAACGAUGUGCAGACUCGCGUCGAGAUUUCGGGCGCGGCGCGGAAACGAUCGUGCGCUCCGUUGGGAUUCAGCGGACCGAUUUUCUCGGCGCAAGGGGAAUCGCUGUGGAUGACGAGCUUCGGGAUCUGCGGAUCAUAUCCGUGGAUGGGGAAUGGGAACUCUGCUUUGAUGGCGCCUGAAUUUCAAUGUGUUCAAUGCACUCUCUCACGCACACCUGUAACACACAUGCUUAGUAUUCAAUAGCCUCUAAUGGGGCUGCGCAUUGAGACUCAAACAGCCGAGUCCGCUAAGAGGGGAACCCGCUUGGUGUCUCACCUCAAGAGUAUUUGAGUUGGACGGACGGUGAGACGACUCUAAGAUGGCUCAGACCCAACCCCGAGUCAGAACUCUCUUCCCUCUACGAACGGGCGGUUUCAUCGUUCCUCUGCCACCGCCGUCGAGUCCAUCGUGCGUUG
This is a messenger RNA of Mycena citricolor, 1662 nucleotides long. The record is from the annotation of a GenBank genome assembly. Lineage: Eukaryota; Fungi; Basidiomycota; Agaricomycetes; Agaricales; Mycenaceae.